CCAUCUAUACAACACGUUACCACACAGCACUUGUAUACAUUAAUACAUUAGCGCAUUGGCACAUUAAUACAAUGUUUAAUUUUAGCUUGUUUGCAAAACCACCCAAGCCCGAGGAGCUUGUGCGCAAAUGGCGCGCGAGCGUGCGCAGCCAAGAGCGCGAGCUCGACCGACAAAUACGGGGCAUCGCCACAGAGGAGGCCAAGGUCAAGCGCACAAUCCAACAGCUAGCCAAAAAAAACGGCGACCUGGCCACCUGCCGCACGCUCGCAAAGGAGCUAGUGCGCAGUGCGCGGCAAACCACCCGCUUGUACAAAAGCAAAGCGCAAUUAAACUCUAUUCUUCUGGAGCUUACUCGGCAGGCGGGAUUGUUGAAGAAGAGCACGCAGGUUAUGCGGUCGGUUAAUCAGCUUGUGCGGCUGCCGCAGUUGCAGGAGGGGAUGCGGGAGAUGGAGAGGGAGAUGGUGAAGGCUGGGAUUAUUGGGGAGAUGACUGAGGAGGCCUUUGAGAUGAUGGAGGAGAGCGAUCUGGAGGAGGAGGCCGACCUGGAGGUUGAGGCGGUGCUGGCCCAGGUCACUGAUGGGAUGAUGGGGAGCUUGGACGCUGUAAAACUAAAUGUUGGUGGCGCCAAGAAGAGGGACGAGGAGGAGGUCGUCGAGUCGGAUUAUGAGCUGGAGAACGACCCAGAUGCUAUGCUCGCGAGACUGUCAGCACUCCGGUCCUAGACAAUAAUUUUUAAUUUUUUUUACCGAAUGGCUUUAAAUGCAAUCAUGUGCAAUAGUCCUAUAGUGGACCGUCCGUGCCUUGUGCCGAUAUUGCCUGCCGACAAUGU
This is a messenger RNA of Kickxella alabastrina, 829 nucleotides long. RefSeq names its product Snf7-domain-containing protein. The record is from RefSeq and is a predicted model, not a curated record. The transcript is spliced from 2 exons. The coding region runs from base 72 to 722 and encodes 216 amino acids. Gene Ontology annotation, biological process: protein transport; late endosome to vacuole transport; endosome transport via multivesicular body sorting pathway. Lineage: Eukaryota; Fungi; Kickxellomycota; Kickxellomycetes; Kickxellales; Kickxellaceae. Gene Ontology annotation, cellular component: multivesicular body; ESCRT III complex.